UAAAAUCUACUUGGUUUGGAGCUGCUUUUUAAAAGCUCUGCUAUUGAGGGCGCAUCGGUGAGACUGUGGUCUCUGCAAAUGCCAACUUCAGAGAGAGAGAGAGAGAGAGAGAGAGAUCGCAAACGAGAGAGAGAGAGAGAGAAAAAGAGAGAGAGCGGGUGUGAAAAACUGCAGCAAAGAUCAGAUAGCAGACAAGGGUGAGAGAGAGUCAGAGAGAGAGAGAGAGAGAAGAGAGAGCAGUGUUUUAAAUGUUCAAAGAGAGAAUCGUUUGCGAGGUGUUGCACGGAAACAUUAGGAAAUCUUAGCCAUGCAUGCAUAAGCCUCAGGAUGACCACGACUGAGCUGAAGAUCUCUGGAACCUGUUAGCACACAGAUAAGACCCUCCUUCCAAUAUAUGCGUACAUGUGCGCGACUUUCCAUCUCUGUGUGUGUGACGCUAAAGAUGAGGACCUCGCUGGACAGUCAGGAUCCCUUUUCUUCCGCUAAGGGAACCAUGUUAUUGGUGGGGGAGCUGUGAGAAACUCUGCGGAAUAAUGCUUUAGUUCAACUUCAGUUGUUAGGUAUUUCCAUGCACACGAGGGGAAGAGAAAAGGCAACACGAACUGAUCCAGAGCUGCGUUGGUACUCUCUCCUGCUUACGGACUGCUCACAGUCAGGCAGAGUGGCAUGAGUGUGGGCAAGCCCCACCGCUAUAACAUCGUGUCAUCGUCGGAGGAGGACGUGGGCCGUCACGGCACCAUGCCCGCCCUCGGCAAUGGCUUCGGAAAUGGCAAGAUCCAGACCCGGCGGAAGCUGCGGAGCCGCUUCGUUAACAAAACCGGCCAAUGCAAUGUCAGCUUCGCUCACAUGGACGAGCAAUCCCAGCGAUACCUCGCUGACAUCUUCACCACCUGCGUGGACAGUCGCUGGCGCUGGAUGUUUCUACUUUUCUCCCUCGCAUUUGUCAUCUCCUGGUUAGCGUUCGGAUUUGCGUUCUGGCUUAUCGCUCUUGUCCAUGGUGAUCUAGAGAAACCUCAAGAAAACUUCACGCCAUGCGUCAUGCAGGUCAACAGCUUCGUCGCAGCGUUUUUGUUCUCAGUUGAGACGCAAACAACAAUUGGCUACGGAUUUCGCUGCGUGACUGAGGAGUGUCCUUUAGCUGUGUUUAUGGUCGUCUUCCAGUCCAUUGUGGGCUGCAUUAUUGACUCGUUCAUGAUUGGUGCAAUCAUGGCAAAAAUGGCGCGACCUAAAAAACGUGCAGAAACGAUACUGUUCUCGCAUAACGCCGUCAUCUCAAUGCGCGAUGGGAAGCUCUGCCUCAUGUGGCGGGUUGGGAACUUGAGGAAGAGUCACAUUGUUGAGGCUCAUGUGCGGGCGCAACUUAUUAAACCCCGAAUUACAGAAGAGGGCGAGUACAUACCUUUGGAUCAAAUUGACAUCAAUGUUGGGUACGACCAAGGUCUGGACCGCAUCUUCUUGGUCGCUCCCCUCACCAUCCUCCAUGAGAUAAAUGAGGAGAGUCCGCUGUUUGGAAUCAACCAGCAGGAUCUGGAAACAUCUGAUUUUGAGAUUGUGGUCAUACUGGAAGGAAUGGUGGAGGCGACUGCCAUGACGGCUCAGGUGCGCAGCUCCUACCUGUCCAGUGAGAUCUUAUGGGGCCAUCGCUUUGAGCCUGUGGUAUUCGAGGAGCGCAACCAGUAUAAGGUGGACUAUUCGCACUUUCAUAAAACCUACGAGGUGCCCUCGACGCCACGCUGCAGCGCCAAAGACCUGGAAGACAACAAAUCCUUGGAGUCCGGUGCCAACUUCUGCUAUGAGAAUGAGUUAGCUUUUAUUAGCAGGGAUGAGGAGGAGCAAGAGGAGGACAGGGGUGAGAGGGGGACUGAGCUAGAGACACUUUCAGCCAAUCUGAACUUUGAUCAGAGGUCGUAUCACAAAGAGUCUGAAAUUUGACCCCAGAUCAAAGUCUUUGCUUUAUUGUAGACUCGAUAGCCUAUUCUUUUAAGGGCUUUUCACACUGCGCUUAACCCCGGUUCAUCGUCAUUCUAAAAACCACUUUAAUCCAUGGGUAACAACAUGUUUCACACCUGUAAUUUGAAAGCAGUUUUAGCCCCAGGGUUUUAAAACCCUGCUCCGGAGCUGGGUUUAGCACAGCAUUUGAGGUGUUAAUCCUGGAUUGUGGUGCUAAAUUUGUUCAGUGUGUAAUGGAGUGGUUUUUGUUUGCUGCUGCUGGAUUCUUGGCAACAGACGGCCAAUCAGAAACUGAUCAGCGAGGUUCAAGUCAUGCUAUUUAUAAAUGCAGCAGAAACAGUAGUAAGUGAGAGAAAAGUCAGAAAAAUUGUAAUCAGAACAUUGUAAGCUGGCAUACUUUGCUCCUUGCUUUCAUUCAUUUGUACUUUUGCCUUUGUUUUCUUGCCUUUGCGUAUCUCACGAGACUUAAAAUAACUAAAAACCUACCCGGUGACAUAAAGCUGCCAAGAUGUGGAAAUGCAGUGUAAAAGUUACCUGCUGGUCAGCCAAUUAGCGACAGUGACAGCGACAAAUAUCCAAAUAAGAACCGUUAAUCUGGGGUUUAGGAAUGUACAGCAUGAAACGUCUGUUUGUGAAUACCCAGGAUUAUUCGUUUUACCACUAGUAUGGUAUGAGCAGUGUGAAACAUGAUUACAAAUAACCCAAGACUCAGGCUCCGUUCACCCUAAUAUGUUUUAGUUUUAAAACGCAUAAGUUUUGCUUCGGUUACGCCUUUAGUCCACAUUACCCCAGAGAUUUUAAGCGCCAAAACCUGAGCUUUUUGAAAAAACGCUGAAGAGGCUGUUUCCAUUUUAAAUUGCUGCUGCUCCGUGUCAGUGUGGAUGUGGAAAAAACGGAGACAUCUGAAAAUGGAGGCAUGGCUGCAGACAUGCACUUAUCUGACUGGGGCUUUUUCCUCAAUAUUAACUCAAAAGUUACUCAAAGUACUCAAAGUUCAGUCUUGCAUCCUUUCCUGAAGUACAGACUUCGCAAGUUUGAUAUGCAAAAUAAACUCCCAAAGACACGUCAGGUAAAUCUUCAAAGGGAACAGUCUAGACUACUUUAUUAUGCCGUUCACAUCACCCUGGAUAUCUUAACAAUAAAAUGAAAACAUGAUAUAAGUUACUGCCUAUUUUCAUUUUGAUAUCAGCAGUUUAAC
This is a messenger RNA of Danio rerio (zebrafish), 3148 nucleotides long. The record is from RefSeq and is a predicted model, not a curated record. Lineage: Eukaryota; Metazoa; Chordata; Actinopteri; Cypriniformes; Danionidae.